Naegleria lovaniensis is the source of this 555-nucleotide messenger RNA. RefSeq lists its product as uncharacterized. Gene Ontology annotation, molecular function: microtubule binding; calcium ion binding. Bases 1 to 555 code for a protein of 184 amino acids. The record is from RefSeq and is a predicted model, not a curated record. The transcript has a single exon. Gene Ontology annotation, cellular component: microtubule organizing center. Gene Ontology annotation, biological process: spindle pole body duplication. Lineage: Eukaryota; Heterolobosea; Eutetramitea; Acrasida; Naegleriidae.
AUGAGCUCCUUGAGAAAGACUGAUUAUUUGAGAAAAGCCUCACCAACAACGUCGUUACCAUCGAAAAGCGGCAUCGGAAAGAGAAUAAAAUUGAGUGAUGAACAAAAACAAGAAAUUAAAGAGGCCUUUGAAUUAUUUGAUACGGAUAAAGAUGGAUAUUUGGAUGCACAUGAAUUUAAAGUUGCAAUGAGAGCUCUCGGUUUCGACAUUAAAAAAGAAGAAGUGCUGAGGUUGAUGAGAGAGAAUCUUGAUGAGAGACCUCUUGACGAUUCACAUCCCAUGAUGAUCAGCUCCGAUUCAUUUCUGCAGGUGAUGACGGACAAGAUUUUAGAACGAGAUCCGUUAGAUGAAAUUAAGAAAGCUUUUAAACUCUUUGAUGAAGAUGGAAAUGGUAAAAUAAGUUUAAAAAAUUUAAAGAAAAUUGCAAGAGAAAUUGGAGAAAGUAUGAGUGAGGAAGAGCUGCAAGCAAUGAUCGACGAGUUUGAUCUUGAUAGAGAUGGAGAAAUUAAUGAAAAUGAAUUCAUUGCCAUCAUGAGCAAUAAUGAUGAUUUGUAA